Molecule: messenger RNA, 1522 nt
Organism: Momordica charantia (bitter melon)
Lineage: Eukaryota; Viridiplantae; Streptophyta; Magnoliopsida; Cucurbitales; Cucurbitaceae
Gene: XTH28
Product: xyloglucan endotransglucosylase/hydrolase 28
Biological process (GO): cell wall biogenesis; xyloglucan metabolic process
Cellular component (GO): apoplast; cell wall
Molecular function (GO): hydrolase activity, hydrolyzing O-glycosyl compounds; xyloglucan:xyloglucosyl transferase activity
Source: RefSeq, a predicted model, not a curated record
UGCUCUCUGCUCUGCUGUGGCCUUUCUUUUCCCUUGUCUCUCUUCACAUUAACCACUUUUGGCUCUCCCUCUCUCUCUUUCGCUCAUAGCUGUAGAGAAUCAGAGAUAUAUUCCACAGCCUUCUCUCUCAUCCCCUGAAUUUGAAAUACCCCAAAAGAGAGAAGAAAGGGGAAACGAUUAGGACCAUGGGAUUCUCUCGCAUUCACCUUCUAUUUGCUUGUUUUCUCUGUCUGUUCGCCAUUUUUGCUUCUGGGUCUCGAAGGAAUUUCCCAAUACUUGACUUUGAAGAAGGCUAUAGCCCCCUUUUUGGCGAUGACAAUCUUGUGCUUCUCAAGGAUGGGAAAUCUGUUCAUCUUCAUCUCGAUGAGAGGACUGGCUCUGGGUUUGUGUCUCAGGACCUUUACCUUCAUGGGUUUUUCAGUGCUUCCAUUAAGCUGCCUUCUGAUUACACUGCUGGAGUUGUGGUUGCCUUUUAUAUGUCAAAUGGGGACAUGUUUGCCAAGAACCAUGAUGAGAUAGAUUUUGAGUUCUUGGGGAAUAUCAGAGGCAAAGAUUGGAGGAUUCAGACCAAUAUUUAUGGGAAUGGAAGCACAAGCAUAGGCAGGGAAGAAAGAUAUGGACUCUGGUUUGACCCAUCUGAAGAUUUCCAUCAAUACAGCAUCCUCUGGACUGAAUCUCUUAUCAUAUUUUAUGUGGACAAUGUUCCCAUUAGAGAGGUGAAGAGAACAGCAAAUAUGGGUGGUGACUUCCCUUCUAAACCAAUGACUUUGUAUGCCACAAUAUGGGAUGGAUCUACUUGGGCUACCAAUGGAGGCAAAUACAAAGUCAACUACAAAUACGCGCCUUAUAUCGCCGAAUUCUCUGACUUCAUCCUCCACGGCUGUGCUGUCGACCCGACCGAGCAGUCCUCGACCAGCUGCGAUCACUCCCAAAAAUCUGAACCAAUCCCUUCUGGUAUCACACCAUCUCAAAGAGCCAAAAUGGAGAGCCUCAGAAAGAAGCACUUGACAUACUCCUAUUGCUACGACCGCAUCCGCUACAAGGCCCCUCCUCCAGAGUGUGUGAUCAACCCCGAAGAGGCUGAACGACUCCGAGUCUUCGACCCUGUCACGUUCGGUAAAGGAAGGCGCCAUCACGGGAAAAGCCACCACCACAGCCACCCAAGCCAGGCAGAAUCCGCUUCUGCUUGAGCCAUUUUCUUUUCUUGUGUAUAGACGACAGCCGAGGUCAGUCGAUAGAUUUCUUGAGGGUGAUUGGAAGGGGAAGAAGAAGAAGAAGGUGCCAUAGCAUAGGAGAGAUAUCCACAUUGAAGAGCAUCUGUAUAGUUCUUUUUUGUUCACAUCACAUCACACGUUUUUAUUAGAUUCUUGGUUUUCUGAUUAUUACUACAUAUUCACUGCUAUAUUGAUUGGCAUUGUUGUUUGGUUUCACACCAUUGAAUUUGCUUCCAGAUUUGUGUACUAUUUUAUUACACCCUCAAAGAUUUGAAUAAACAAAAAAAGCAAAAAAGAUUCAGCAUUUA